This is a messenger RNA of Drosophila bipectinata, 480 nucleotides long. Its product is annotated as zinc finger protein Paris. The record is from RefSeq and is a predicted model, not a curated record. Lineage: Eukaryota; Metazoa; Arthropoda; Insecta; Diptera; Drosophilidae. Gene Ontology annotation, cellular component: nucleus. Gene Ontology annotation, molecular function: zinc ion binding.
AUGUGCCGUGUUUGCAUGGCAGAGGCAACAGUCCUCGUGAAAUUGGACGAAAUCGGGACAUUCACCGAUAAGCUCUCGGAAGACCUCAAGAACUGCAAUGAGUCGGAGGUCUCGCCUGGAUUCCUGCUGCAAGAAUGCAGUGGAGGUCCCGUGGAAACUGGAGAAUUCUUUCCUCAAGUGAUGUGCGAGCUGUGCAUAAAAAAACUCCGACAGGCCUAUCAUUUUAAGCGACGCUAUAAAAGGAGCAUGGAAACACUCAAAAUGAUGAAGACGGAGGCGAACGACCACGAAGUGUGCGAUUUUUUGGAAAGUGAAGACUGGGAGCUGAUUGACCGCAUCCAGAGGAAAAACGGGGAUGCAGAGGAUGGCAAGGAUGUAGAGGACAGCAAGGAGGUGGAAGUCAAGAUGGAGGAGGAUUCUGAGGAGUUUAUAGAGGAGCCAAAGAAGAAGGCUUUUCUGCUGCAUGUGAUUCUCCAGUGA